Molecule: messenger RNA, 1395 nt
Organism: Arabidopsis arenosa
Lineage: Eukaryota; Viridiplantae; Streptophyta; Magnoliopsida; Brassicales; Brassicaceae
Source: the annotation of a GenBank genome assembly
AAAUUAAAUAUAUUAUUUCCUAAUGUAAGAUACAAGUUGCACCAAAUCCCACUCUCUCACUCUAGAAACCAAAUGUCGUUGAUAAUACUUUGUUUCUCUCUCUAAAAAGCAAAAGUAGUCACUGAUUUUCUUCUAAUCCUCCGGUGAGUGAGAGAUGCUAUCUCCGACGUUGUUUCCUCUCUUCUGCGCUUUAUUUCUCUGUCUUCCGGUGGCCGUAAUCUUCACAGUCCAGCGAGAACUCACCGGCGUUAUCUCGCCGCCGGAGUUUGGUUUCCGCUCUCUUUCCGUCUUCUCUCUCUACUCUCGAAAUGUUCCCGACGCUUCUUCUUCUCCGGUGGUUCGGAUUCGCCAGCCGAUUCCUAAAGAAGACGAGCCGCUUCUCCGACUAGCUUCUCGGGUCAACCCAAAUCUACCUCCCGGUUCGACCCGGAAAUUGGCUUUUAUGUACUUAACGACGUCGCCUCUUCCGUUCGCGCCUCUUUGGGAGAAGUUCUUCAAUGGAAGCUCCAAGAAUCUCUACAAUGUCUACGUUCACGCGGAUCCGACCCGAGAAUACGACCCACCGUUCUCCGGCGUGUUCUUGAACCGGGUCAUUCACUCUUCUAAACCCUCGAUGAGACACACUCCCACUCUAACCGCGGCGGCGCGUCGACUAGUAGCACACGCGCUUCUCGACGAUCCAUUAAAUUACAUGUUCGCCGUUAUAUCACCUUCAUGCGUACCAAUUCGCUCCUUUGACUUCACUUACAAGACACUUGUCUCGUCUCGCAAGAGCUUCAUCGAGAUACUUAAAGACGAGCCGUGGCAGUUCGAUAGAUGGACGGCGACUGGGAGUCACGCGAUGCUUCCGGAAGUGAAGCUCGAGGAGUUUCGGAUCGGGUCUCAGUUUUGGGUUUUGAAACGGAGACACGCGCGUGUGGUGGCGCGUGAUCGGCGUAUAUGGGUGAAGUUUAACAAGACGUGCGUGCGGGAAGACUCGUGUUAUCCGGAGGAAAGUUACUUUUCUACCCUUCUUAAUAUGCGGGAUCCACGUGGAUGUGUCCCCGCCACGCUUACUCACGUGGACUGGACUGUCAACGACGGUGGUCACCCGCGGAUGUACGAGCCGGAGGAAGUCGUGCCUGAGCUGAUCUUGCGGCUUAGAAAGACUAGGCCAAGAUAUGGUGAGGAUGGAAUCAAUGGUUCGGAGUGGUCUGCGGUUGAGCGGAUGGAUCCGUUUCUGUUCGCUAGGAAGUUUUCACCGGAGGCUCUUGAGCCGUUGUUGGGUAUGGCUCAAACCGUCUUGUUCAAUGACUCGGCCGGUGGUGUGUGAAUGUUUUCUCUAAUGGCAUCGUUGUAAAUUCUCUUGUAGUUUCUUUCUUUUUUUUGGGGAGAAAAUAAUUGUAAUUUAAAUGA